This is a messenger RNA of Pseudogymnoascus verrucosus, 1475 nucleotides long. RefSeq lists its product as uncharacterized. Gene Ontology annotation, molecular function: protein binding. NCBI's taxonomy places the organism in Eukaryota, Fungi, Ascomycota, Leotiomycetes, Thelebolales, Thelebolaceae. Bases 398 to 997 code for a protein of 199 amino acids. The record is from RefSeq and is a predicted model, not a curated record. The transcript is spliced from 4 exons.
AGUACAGCGAAAUAACGGAACAGGGUUGAUCUGCUAUCUCAAUGCGAUCGAGUUCGAAGUGGAUGGUGACCCAAAGUCUCUAGAAAUUAUUCCCCGCUUCCGAACGGUUAAUCCGAGCCGGCUGGGGUCUGUGAGGCUGAGUGAGACGCGGAUGUGUUGGGCGAAGCAUAUUAAGGGUACCCCUGCGAUAAACACUUCUAUCUCCCCUCUGUUUGCCAUACCUGAGAAAUAAUUAGGCAUACAGCAAUACUUCAAGCCUAUACACACCAACACCAGUUACAUAUUCUACACCUCGACUGCGAUCGUCUCUCGUUCUUCCUGACGAAACGGAUCUGCGGGGUCCUGGUGGUAUCCGAAAGUAGCUGACGCCAUAACUGGAGGCCGAUUAAACGCCCAGAUGGCUGAUCUCAGAAAUGGCCCGGAGCAGGAUCAGGAGCAUGAGGGUGCGAAGCCGUCGGAGCUUAUCAUCGAAGCGUGCAGGAGGAACAACACCGAGCUUCUAAGCUCAGUUAUCGAGGAGUGCUCAUCGCCGGAAGCCGCCGCCAAACUGCUGAACGAAUCGAGGAGCGUCUUGGGCAACUAUGCAUACCACGAGGCUGCUUCUAACGGGCAUUACGAGGUCAUCGAUAUGCUCCUCGACCAAGAAGGAUUCGAAUGCGACCCCAUCAACAAGAGGGAGGGUGACACCCCACUUCACUCUGCCGUGCGCUGGGCGAAUGAACAAUCUGCGGAGAACCACGAGUAUUCAAUUGGUCUGAUUGAUAUGAUGCUGGAAGCUGGAAGCGACCCCAAGAUCCGCAACAAAGCGAAGCUAAAGGCAGCCGAUCUCGUCAAUCCUGCAAACACCGAACUACGAGACUUAUUACAGAAGGCUGAAUAUGUGCUCCAGAACCAGGGCGACUUUAUCGAUGCUGAGGAGGAGGAAGACGAGGGACCAACAGGGAGCAACUCUGACAGCGAUUUUGACGAAGAACCAACCAAUGGCAAGAAGAGGUAACAAGGCGCAUUCGCUUUGAAGGGCUGUGUCUACUGCACGACCGGGUAAUUAAAAGUCGUGGGAAUUUACUAGACAUGUCUGUGGCUGCUCGCUGCGGAGUACUACCUACCAAACAUGCCGCGUCACCCCUUGGGGCGCACAGAUGGAGCAAGGGAUGGGAACAGACUUAGAUGGUAGAGGGAUAAGCUUUGGUUCAACUGUGGCACUUGAACACGCACUUUGUACACAUGGUACAGCAACGAACGGCCACUACUCGGUGGUAUUUGCACAAAACAUAUCAAGAACAAGAAACUAUACUCGAUGCAUUUGACAGCGGCAUUUGGUGCGUCAUACUGAAGUAAGCCUUAUCGCUGGCGUUUCUUAUCAGGUGUCAACGGAGGGGCAAGGCUGGCAAGGCUACCGGGUACUCACUUAUAGAAAGAUCUCGUUUUCUUCAGACUCUUGCUUUGUUAUUUGAGAUACCUUCAAUGCGACGUUG